Molecule: messenger RNA, 2195 nt
Organism: Colias croceus (clouded yellow)
Lineage: Eukaryota; Metazoa; Arthropoda; Insecta; Lepidoptera; Pieridae
Product: glucose dehydrogenase [FAD, quinone]-like
Exons: 12
Coding region: 123-1958 (611 amino acids)
Molecular function (GO): oxidoreductase activity, acting on CH-OH group of donors; flavin adenine dinucleotide binding
Source: RefSeq, a predicted model, not a curated record
GAUUUUCGCAGUGCGGCGUCGAGGAUGUUAGCGGUGGUCUCGCGUGAUAUAUCUGCAUUCAUUAUUUAAAAUAAUUAUUCUAAGAUAGGUAAUUCAUAAUCAUAUUGUUCUAUAAAUCAAGGAUGAUGCUAAAUACCGCUACCUGCCUGUGCCCAAUACGGGACUAUGGACCGUCCAUGUUGCCAUCCUGCGGGAGCUCGUUCAUUUUAUUUAUGAGCAUCUUGGAAACCUACGUGAAUCGAAGCUGUGACCUCGCCGACCCUUGUGACCGUGUCAAGGAUAGAACCCAAUUGUAUAAAAGUUACGACUUCGUGGUUAUUGGAGGUGGAACAGCCGGCUCGGUUGUUGCUUCUAGACUGUCAGAAAAUCCAAUGUGGAAGGUUCUUCUGAUAGAAGCGGGUGGUGACGAACCUGUUCCAUCAGCAGUACCGAGUUGGUUCGGAGCUUAUUGGGGUCGUCCUGAGACUGAUUGGAUCUAUUACACUGAACCGCAGAGCAAAUCGUGUUUAGCUAAAGGGGGCAAGUGCUAUUGGCCGAGGGGCAAAAUGCUGGGUGGUACGUCAGUUAUAAAUGGUAUGAUGUAUAUGCGAGGUCAUGCAGAGGAUUACGACAGCUGGGCAGCGAACGGCGCUGAAGGUUGGUCUUGGAAGGAAGUUUUUCCAUAUUUCAUUAAGGGUGAAAGAAAUAAAGAAGUGGGAACAGUAGUCUCGCCUCAAUAUCAUGGUGUUAAUGGACCACUACCUGUUCAAAGGUUCCGAUACACUCCACAAUUUAUGAAAGACGUCGUCAAUGCAGCUGGUGAGCUUGGAUAUCCCCCAACCAGUGACUUGAAUGCAGAAAAUGCUACUGGAUUUACCAUCGCGCAGACUUAUAAUGAUCGCGGUUCAAGAUACAGUUCCUCACGAGGUUAUCUACGUCCAGUUUCAAAACGUAUAAACUUGCAUGUUAGUCUUAAAACCAUGGUAUCCAGAGUUAUUGUGAAUCCUGAUACAAAUAGAGUAAUAGCAGUAGAAUACAUUAAAGGAGGUAAAAAGAGGACUGUUGGAGUCAGAAAGGAGGCUAUUAUAAGUGGUGGUACAAUCAAUUCUCCUCAAAUUCUUUUACUCUCCGGAAUUGGUCCAAAAGAAACUUUAGAAAAGUUUAAUAUUCCGGUGAUAAAGGAUUUGCCAGGUGUCGGUCAGAAUCUUAUUAACCACGUUGGGUCUUCGUUUGACUUCACAUUAACAAAGGAAUCCGAUAUUCCUGAAUUAACAUGGUCAACUGCCAUAGAAUACAUUGCAGAAAGGAAGGGACCACUAUCUGCUACUGGAUUGUCACAGGGAGUUAGUUUAAUAAAUUCUCCUAUGGCACCUGCACAUGGGCGACAACCAGAUAUUCAAUACUUCUUCUAUGGGUACAGCGCUCAUUGCACUGAUGGAUCUGUAGCUAAUCAGAAUGACUUGAAGAAUAGGAGGCAUAUCACAAUCUCCCCAAUAGCUCUUCAACCUCGCAGUCGUGGCUACCUCACCCUCAGGUCAGCCGACCCAUUCGAUAAACCCGUAUUGCAGCCUAACUAUUUCGAUGAAGAACAUGAGCUUAAUGUUCUUGUAGAAGCUUCGAAAAUUGCGUACCGAUUGGCUAAUACUACACUCCUUCGCGAAAAAUAUGGUAUCAAACCAACAGAAGGAUACGCGUCUGAAUGUGGAGAUAGUACGCAGCCAACGGAUGAUUUCUUCAGAUGUGUUGCACAGCGGUAUACGGAACCGGAGAAUCAUCAAGUGGGAACGUGUAAGAUGGGAGCGAAGAACGAUAGUAUGGCGGUUGUUGAUCCACAACUACGGGUGUAUGGCGUGGAAGGUUUGCGCGUAAUAGAUGCAUCGGUUAUGCCCAAUGUGCCUACUUCCAAUACACAAGCGCCCGUUAUUAUGAUAGCAGAAAGAGGAGCAGAUUUUAUUAAGAACACCCACCAAAGAUCUUGACAAUUGUUAAAGAAGAUGAAGUAGAACUAAGUAUAUUUAUUAAAUAAUAAUAGCAUUCAAUAUUAAAACCAAAAUGUAUAAAAUUAAUCUGUUUUGCCCCAUUUUUAUCAUUCAAUAAUUUUAUUGAAGCAACGUCUUUUUAUCAGAUUUUUUGUUGAUGGAGAGCAAAACUAUUAAUAAUUGGUUACUGUUUAUGAUUCAUAAGACAAAUAUAUAAAUAACAAUUUAUUUCACAAG